Messenger RNA from Aureobasidium melanogenum CBS 110374, 1617 nucleotides. RefSeq lists its product as uncharacterized. The coding region runs from base 1 to 1617 and encodes 538 amino acids. The record is from RefSeq and is a predicted model, not a curated record. Lineage: Eukaryota; Fungi; Ascomycota; Dothideomycetes; Dothideales; Saccotheciaceae. The transcript has a single exon.
AUGAAUGGUCGUCUCACGCUCUCUGACCCUUCUGUGAAAAAACUAGCAAAGGUCAGCUGUGUUCAUGAGAGAUACCAUGAUGCCUUGCCCAAGCUACAAGGUGAAGCUGACUGGCAGCAAUGGAGUGAUGCAUUGCAACACGCUGCCUUGAUGGCAGGCACUGACGCUGUCCUCAAUGGUGAAUCGAAGCAUCCAUCGCCACUAGACGAAACACAAAGUACCAUCGCGGAAUGGAAUGACAACAUCAGACGCACUGCGAUCUGGCGCGCUCGCAACGAAAGCUUACUGAAGGCUAUGCGCAGCGCCUCGGAUAUCGACUUUGGUGAAUUUGAAGGCUUGAACGCACAUCACACUUACCUCAACCUCAAGUCGAAAUAUCGCGUCUCCGACAGCCAACAGAUAUUCAAGCUGUUUAGUGAAGAUCUUAUGGUAGGAUACGAACUGGAUACCUCACCUAGAAUGAUUGCCGAUCAGCUUCAAGAUGCUUUCAAUCGUUACAAUCACUUGGUCGGUCACAAUACGGAGCAGCGUCUUCCGGAAACCUUCUUGAAGAUGGCAUUCCUUGAUGCCUUCGACCCUGAGUAUAACGAGUGGCGCAAUGCGUUGUUGAAGGAUCGCAAUGUUCUGGCGUUGGACGAAGGAUCGGCUCUUACGUUCGAAGAGCUUGUUGACUUCGCCAUUGCUGAGCACGAUCGACAAUCAAAAGAGCAAAAGAACAGCAACCCCUCCAAACCAACAGCGCCACAACGACCGUCGAAACGCGACAUCUCGCAAGUCGGGGAAGACUCGCAUUCUGCUUCGAGAAUGUAUUGCAGCGUACCUCAUCACUCAACAUCUAAUAUGUCACUCCACACAAAUCAAGAAUGCCUGUUACAGAACCCUCGCCUACGUCCGAAGAAUUGGAGGCCAAACCGACGAGAUAAGAAAUAUCUUGCAAAGCAUCCUCAACUUGAAAACUACGCAUCAGACAACGAAUCGGACAGUAGUUUAGAAGAUCUUGCCGAAGACGAAGAUGAAGCUAACCAGGCGAUGUCUGUUGGUGUACAAGAUGCUACGCAAGACGCAGUGGCUGAUCAUGGACUGGCACUCAAAGCAUUGGACAGCAGGCGUUGGUCGACGCUGGCGAAGAUGCACUGGAAUGAGUUGCAAUCUCACAUCGACAGCAUGAAACGCACGCUCAGAAGCAACAACUCUAAGAAGUUUCCAAAGCACUUGGCACUGGAUCGAGGAAAUCUGUCUGGAACGUGGUUGCUGUAUAAAUACUCAUAUAACCCAGGCACCAAUGGUCAUCACCACAUGCAUAUCUGGGAAGCGACAAGGCCUAGACAGCAAGGAUAUUUUGAAGGCGAGCUGACAAUUGGACGGCAAGGACAUUCCGUCACACUCGCCAUUUGUAGAUUUUCGCCGUCUACCCAGGUUACAGGCCGGGCUUUUCAAACCUGGUUCACAGACUCUGAUGGUCAAAAGCGUAGGGGUUCGAUGGCGCUUUGGGGAUCUGGCAAGAUGCGCAUCUCGGCUCCUGUGCCUUUUCGUAGGUAUGGUCAGGAUGUUUUGGCGCAACGAAACUUUGCAGGAGUCUGGAUUAAUUCUCCUCAAAGUAGAGGAAGGAAAACCUGA